GUGUGUGUGCGAUGGAUUUUUUGGAAGAGUGGACGUGUUACGUCAGUGCAAUAAAUUGUUUAUUUGCCAAAAACUUUAUUUAAUAAUCGAUUUCCAUGAAAUCCGAUACGUUUUUUAGAUUCAGAAUGAACCGUUUUAGCGUUUAGGUGAUUUAUUUGAAGCGGGACGCUUUCGAGGCGUAGUAAAAAUAGCUUUCGAAAUGACCUCUAUGCCCAACCCUUUUGAUAAAGUCUCUUUGUAGUGCUAUUGGUAAUCUUGGGAUUUUUUUUGCAAGCCACCCUUCGACCAUCAUAAAAAUGCUACAUUAACCCUUGCUAAACAAAAAUGAUGAACAAAGACAACUACGACAUCUACCGUCAUCUGGCCAGGGCCCCAAAAACCAACGGCGCCCUGGAUUUACUAACAGGCCUGCAGGACCGCGAACGGGGCCGCGGCAGCAACCGAGAAAACAUCGGCCUUUUUGCCGAAGAACAGCUGGUGCGAAAAACCGAAAUGAAAGAGACCCGGUGCGAAAUGCCCGGAAUGCCUCGCUCAACUUUCUUGAUGGUUUUCAGUCCUGAUUGUACCAUAGCCGCUUCAACUCACGGCAAUCACAACAUUUCUGUAACCGAUUUGAGGAGCGGCAAAAACAUAAAAACUUUGGUCGGACAUCCGAGAACGCCUUGGUGCAUCGCUUUCCAUCCUACGAGCAAUCAAAUUGUGGCUUCGGGUUGUCUCGGAGGCCAAGUGAGAAUUUGGGAUCUCAGCGGAGGCAGCGAAGUUUGGACAACUCCAAUACAAUCGGUGAUUGCGUCACUUGCAUUCCACCCCAAUGACCGAGUUUUAGUAAUUGCAACUUGCAAUCAAGUGUUUUUUUGGGACUGGAACCAACCGGAACCUUUUGCGCAUGCUGCUACAAGUCAUGCAAAAGAAAAUGUUCGUUAUGUUGCUUUUGAUAAACUUGGCCACAAGUUAAUCACUGGGAUUGCUAAUAGUCCAAUGACUCGUUGGGAACGGGUCAGAGCACCAGUACCAGUGCCGAGACAGGAAAGUUGCGCCAGUUCUUACAGGCGCAGAAUCACUCAGAGAUUAGUUUCUUCUACUGCUUCUAGAACUCCACCUGAACCUGAACCAGAACCAGAACCAGAAGAACCUCCUACUGAUGGCAAUAGCGUUGUGCCAGAACGAGAACGCAGAAUUACUAGAUGUUAUAGGAAUUUAGUAAGAGAAUACGAGCGGUUGGUGCAAAGAUAUUUGCAAUUAUACAGGCCACCAACGAUGAUUGAUCGAGGUACCGAUCCUAUGGAACCAAGUCACUUGAAUAAUGGUACUCAAACGGCCAAUAGGAGCAAUGACGAUGCUGUUGCAGGUCCUAGUGGGCUACAACGUCCAUCAACGUCACACUCUUCUCAGAACCUCAUAACGCCUAGUAGGAUGUUUUUGGUUGGCCGAAAGCCUCCUAGUUCCAUUAGAGGUACUCAGACUAAAGAGUCCAGGAAACAUAAGGCGAACAGUAAAGAGGCAAAUUUGAAAAAUGAAAAACGAAUGAGGCGAGACGAUGAUUCUAGCGAUGACGAUGAUGAUGAUGAUGAUUCAAGUUUAGAUGAUAGGAAAAAAUUGGUAGUUGUUUUGGAAAGGUUACCGUUGGAGUCACAACAAGAAAAUGCUAGUGGUUCGCAACAAGCUACUUCUGGAAGUUCACAAGGGGAUUCCAAUAGUGGUAGUAUUGCAGAUGCCAUACAAGGAUUGUCAACAAUUGCAUCAGAACUUCCAGGUUCUCAAUUCGACAACGUAGUUCCUCCAGGUAGACCUGGCAGUAGCGGUUACAAUGAAAGAUUCAAUAGGUACAUUUCGGCUAAUAAAGAACGGAUUCAGGAAUUCCGUCGUAAAAAUUUACGUGCCCGAAAGACUAUGAUACCUCCACAAAGAGUAGCUCACCAAAGAGUACCUUACAACACUCCACAAAAUACCCCUGCACCAACUGUAUCUUCACAGGCUAGAGAACGAGAGCCCGAAACUGGUUCGAAUUUAGAAGAAGAUCAUCAAAGAAAUUUCGUGCAACUAGUAGACCGUAUCCGGCAAACAGCAGAAGAAGAAGUGCGAAGCAGGAUUUUGCCCAUUAUACAAUCAGUGCCUCAGCCAGAUAGGGCAGAGAUACUACGACUUUUCGAAAACAGUCGCGAAAAUGUCAGAAGACGUUUCAGCCAAAUGUACCCUAGAGUAUUACGUCGAGGCACUCGCAGAUCAUCUACCCCAAGAGUUGACGGUUCUACAGAUAACAACAACAGCAGCAGUUCAGACGCUGAGCCUUCCGAACCAACAACCCCUCCUCCUAGAUCACCUCCAUACGAUCCUUCAUCGCCGCAAUACUCACCUACAAUGCCACCGUUCGAACCUCCACCACACCUAUACGAACCUACAUCACCAGACUCUUUACCUUCACCGCCACCACUAGAGCCUAUACGUUUCGAGCGUGACUACCAUGAAGAACUAGAACAGCUGGUGACGUCAUUGCUCAACAAUAUUGAUAGUAACGAUGAAAGUGGAGUAAAUGAUCCUUAUCCGGUGCCUCCUGCGCAAAGUACCAGUGCGCGCACAAGGCCAAACAGGGGCGUGUCUUGGUUGAGAGAAGCAGAAAACGAAAUCUAUUCGAGAAGGCUUGCAGCUACCAAUAUGAUAAUGGAUCAAGCUGCAGCGUUUGACAUUAUGCAGCAAAUUCCUAGUUCACUGGAGGAAAAUGCUCCGCCGAUGCUUGAAACUUGGGUCGAACAAGGUCCGCCCGAUGCUUCUCCAAUGAGACGGGCUUUUUUCCAUAGAGCUUCGGCUUUUAUGCCUACCAGGGUGAAUUAUUCAAGAUCCAGAUCCAUGCGUAGGCUUCCUCAUUACGGAAGUGGAAGAUCAGGUACUCCUAGAACCCCAGGAACGCCGUCCCUAUUCCUAGACGAAAUAAUCGAUUACGCCGCAAGGGAAAGAGAAUCCGCCGCAAGGGCGAGAGCAAUGGAAACUGCCGCAAGACUCGCAAGAGCAAGGGAAACGGCCGAAAGGGAUAGGGAAACGGCAAGGGCAACUGCCGCUAGGAUAAGGCAAACGAUGGAAAGGGAAUUAGCCGCAAGAGUACGAGAAACUUUAGAGCGGGAAUUGGCGGCAAGGUCACGGGAAACUAAUCAAAUUGACCCUGACGCAAGGGCAAGGGAAACUAUCGAAAGAGCAAGGGAAUUAGUUGCAAGAGAAAGGGAAUGUAUUUCAAGGGCAAUCCAAAAUGCCACAAGAGAAAGGGAAUUUUCUCCUCCAUCUACUGAAAGUGACAUUUUGCCACCUUUAGAACCACUUCUACCACCUCUGGAACCUGUUUCGCCUUCAAAUCCCAAUCCGGACAGUGGUUCAUCUACUAUCGGUUCCAUAUAUUCAAACAUCGUCCAGGAUUUGGAAUCGUCUCUAAACGAUGUGAUGAACAUUAGACGAGCAGGUAGUAGAUCUGGUGAAACUGCUGGUAUUUUGAGUAGUUUUUCGGAUCGGUUGGAUAACAUUAUGACGCAAUCGAAUACUAUAUUGAGGCAACUGAGGACUACUAUGGAUAGGUUGCCUAGUGGCUAUCACGAACCCUGGUCCGGUAUUCCUUUGGAGUUUGCGGAUAAUAUACCGGAAAACUUACGCCCAGUGGCAAGUGAUCACACUUAUCCGCGUGAUCCUUGGAACUCUUUGAAUGAACUACAUCCUGCUUUGAAUUCCCUACAUUUGACCAUUACGCACAUUCAAAAACAGGCUAGACUAUUAAGACGACAGGUGCAAAGUAUUGAACGAGUGGACAGGGCGAUGUUGGAAGUGACGCAGUUGCAAGUCAUGCGUCAGUUGGUCAUGGAAAUGGUGCGUCAUUUCCGGACUUUGUCCGGCGACGUCCAGCCGGCGGCCGGCAUGUCCAGCGUACGUCAAAUGAUGGCCGGCACUCGGAUUAGCGAUUCUGGUCCGCGUCAGGCUCAAGAGGACGGCGGCGCUAGAAGACGGACCCAAUCACGUACAAGUUCGAGUACAACUUCGAAUAUAGACCUGCCCGGAACCAGUACCGGUGGUCCAACUCAGCCCCGAAGAAGCUCGAACCGGAAAACUUACCCGCCUUCGAGGUUCGUCGGCUUCCUCAGACAACAACAUCAAAGUCAACCCCAAACCCCCAGACGCGCGCAUCUGGUCCGAUGUCUGACUCGUUUUGAAAGGUGCAUCAUGCAAAUGCAACAAACCAGAUCAGGGGCGGCGCCGCCCAGUUUCCGCAGCGGCCACAGCAAUCCCCAUUUGUUCAACUAUUCGCAAAUCACUUCGACAACACUGACUUCGAUGACUACGAGGCUGGAACGAUUACUGACUGAACAAAUGAGGAUAUUUACUAGGGCGCCUGACGCGCCGCCACUGCCUACUGCACGCAAUGCUGUAGACUUGGCUGAACACAUUAUGUCUUUGAGGUUGCACGGGUGCGUUUUGCGCAUGACGAGAGUAUUAGGGAAUAGUAUUGAGUCGAGUUUGUUGAGGAAUGCUAAUGCGCCUGGGCGGGAAAAUGCUGCUACCCAAGAUGGCGCUGCUAGAUAUGGUGCUCGUCAUACAUUAAGCCUGAUAUUAGACGGUAUGAGUCGUUACAUCGAAGAACUUGGCAACAAUGGAAUUUCAAACAGCAUGCGCAUGCAAAUCAAUGGCGUUUUAGCCAUGGCCCUUUUGCUAACUGAACUGUUGCUGCUCCAAGUUGUCGACUCUGUUCCGCCCCCAUCACGUCACGGUUUAGACCCGGAACGCGAAGCUUUAGCCCGACGAAUUGACGAAGUUUGCACUGCAAUGUUACAGACCAGAAUGCCUGUUCGGUCGGCGCAGCUGACGCGCAGCUUGCGGCUGAUGCGCUUGACGAUGCGUCACGCGAACCGGGCUUUAGAUCAGACGUACGUUACGCGCAGGAAUGCGAUGUUGCCGAGACCGGAUACGGACAGGAGGCAACUUUUAGGGACAAUAAACAGAUGUUUGAGACACAUAAACAGGACUCAGUCUGAUAGUCAACCAGAUGUUGGGGGACAAAAUCAGGCAACGCCGCCGCAAACGUCGAACGCUUCUGAACAGGAUCAGAGUGAAUCUGUUCUGAAUACCAUGAACGAACUGUUGGCAAGGUAUUCUUCCAGUUAUCAAGAAAUGAGUAGUUCUAAUGAAGCUGCUGCUUCUACUGUAGAAGGCGCUCAGACUACUAGUAGAGAAAGUGCUGCUCCGACUUAUAAUGAUAAUACUGAUGAAGAAGCGGAAGACGCAUCGGCACCCGGUUGGUUCUACUACAGAAACAGGAAUAACAACGGUAGACAAUCCAGCCCGUUGUACCGUACCCACCACGUUAAUUUGGCGCCUCGCAACGUGCCCUCGAUCCAAGUCAACGCCGGGCCCGUUCCCGAACCGGAAUCGUUCUCCCAACGAUUGAUGUCGCACCGGCAAAUUUUCGCCGAACGCGUUUCAGAGUUGAGAUCCAAUCAAGCUGCUCGAGGUUUGUUCAGGCCCCGCUUCUUACACCCUUUGUACGCCAGCGUCAACCCGUUCGACUCAGACCUGGACGAUCCUCAGCGCGAGCAAAUGUACGACAGUGACGUUAUCACAACCGUAACGCCCAAUCACAGGAUCCAAGCUUGGGACAUUUCCAAUUGGACCGUACCAUCCAUCAGCAAUUCAAUUAAAAAUGUAAUUGUAAGCGAAUGCAGGAUUCACAAUGACGCAAGCGUCGAUAUUGCAACUGACGGGACGAUUUUAGUUACUCUGUUGCCUUCCGGAGGAUAUUUGAAUGUCACCAACCGUUUAGGAGUCUACAGUUUACGUUGGGAAACUUUGGGCCAAUGUUUGUAUACAACAAGUUUUGAACAAAACGCAGUUUCAGUCUCAUUGUCACCUUUAAGUCGUCAUCUAUUGGUUGGAUUUGCUUCUAGAAGAGUUUCACUUAUGCCCAGUGAUCGAUGGAUUAUGGCCAGAGUAUAUAGGAUUGAUCAAAAAGACGUGCCCGGAGAUAGAUUGCCAGUAUUAAGAGAAUUGGAACAAUCUAGGGAGAAUCGUAUUAAUUGCAUUAGAUGGCUGCCGACUUCCGGACAGGGUCUGAUUUAUGCGACCAAUACAGGCCAAUUGGUUAUUUUGUCUUAAAUUUAAUUUUGCUUUUUAUUUUUUUCUGCUUCGCUUUGAUAUAGGUUUAAGCGAAUGAUAUUUGAAUGACUGAUUUUUAUUUAAAAUUGCUUUUAAAAAACACUUUUUUUUUGUUGCUGUGACAGUGUUUGUUAAAUGUAUUAGCUUUGUUCCAACACAGCAAGAAACCGUACAACGUACCGUCACGAUUCUGAGCAAAACCUAAAAUUCGACGGUUUUUUGACGUGUUGGAACAAACCUAUUAUUACAGUGAUAUUGUUUUAGUAAUAAGUAUUUCUUUAUGUAAGAAUUAAUUGUUUUUUUUUUUUUUCGGUUUAACUUAAGGGUGCUUUUUCUUCUUAUUUUGUGCUUUUUUUAUCACUGUUUAAUAUUACCCUCGUGUAGUUGUUUAAUAUAAUCAUCAGUCAAUGUAUAACUAGAAUUCUAGAAUGAAGUUUAAUUUUCCACAAGAAAGAAAAAAAUGGUUGAUUUUCUUAGUUUUCUAAUUGUAGCAUUGGCUGAAAUUUUGUUUUAAAAUUUAAUAUAGCUAUUAAGCAUUGUAUAUUCGUAAUAAAUGAAUAAUAUAGUUUAGGUCAUUCAUUUA
Molecule: messenger RNA, 6703 nt
Organism: Ceutorhynchus assimilis (cabbage seed weevil)
Lineage: Eukaryota; Metazoa; Arthropoda; Insecta; Coleoptera; Curculionidae
Source: the annotation of a GenBank genome assembly